GGUGCCAUUCGUGUGGGCCUGGGAGAACUCACGCUGGGACAUGCUGACCACAGGCUCCCAGGCAGCCGAGCCCCGCUAGGCCCCACGGAAACCGUGGCUCUGGCUGCGCCUCAACAUGAGCAGCCCACAGCCGGCCGCCCGAGGAGGACUGUCCGAGGUGGAGAUCAUCUCCCAGCAAGGGGACGAGGAGACCAAGAGCGUCGCUGCGGGGCAGCUGGCGAGCUUUGCGUAUCGGGACUUGCCCCUGGGCCCCGUCGACCUCUCCGCGGCGGGCUCGCAGCUCCUGUCAAAUCUGGACGAAGAUUACCAAAGAGAAGGGUCCACCUGGCUGAGGCCGUGCUGCGGGAAGAGGGCGGCCGUGUGGCAGGUAUUUUUGCUCAGUGCCAGUCUCAACAGUGUCCUGGUAGCCUGUGUAAUGUUGGUGGUGACUCUCCUGACCCUGGAGCUGCUAAUAGAUAUAAAGCUCCUCCAGUUUUCCAGCGCCUUCCAGUUCGCCGGCGUCAUUCACUGGAUCAGCCUGGCCAUCCUGUCCGUGUUCUUCUCCGAGACCGUCCUCCGCAUCGUGGUGCUGGGGAUCUGGGACUACAUCGAGAACAAGAUCGAGGUGUUUGACGGGGCCGUGAUCGUCCUGUCCUUGGCCCCGAUGGUGGCGUCCACUGUGGCCAACGGGCCCCGGAGCCCCUGGGACGCCAUCAGCCUCAUCAUCCUGCUCCGCAUCUGGCGGGUGAAGAGGGUCAUCGAUGCGUACGUCCUGCCCGUGAAGGUGGAGCUGGAGCUGGUCAUCCGGCAGUACGAGAAGGCCAAGGUCGUCCAGGACGAGCAGCUGGAGAGGCUGACGCAGAUCUGCCAGGAGCAGGGGUUUGAGAUCCGGCAGCUGCGGGCGCACCUGGCCCAGCAGGACCUGGACCUGGCCGCGGAGCGGGAGGAGGCGCUGAGGGCGCCACAGGUGCUGCGGCCGCGCAGCCGCUACCACGUGGUGGAGGACACGGCGACUGAGGGCGACGCGGAGCCGCUGCAGCCCUCGCCCGACAGCGGCGUCCCGGAUCCGGCCGUGUGUGUGGUCACCACGGCUGCCAUAGACAUCCACCGGCCCGACGUCUCCUCGGACCUCUUCUCGGUGGACGUGCCCCUGAAGCUCAGCAGCAAGGGCGCCUGGGUGAGCUCCGCCUCCGCCUCCGCCUCCGAGAGCGCGUCCUGCUCCACCGGCAGCUCCGUCACCGGGGCCCAGAGCGACAGCAGCACGGCCCGCGAGCUGUCCUCCGAGCCCCGCCCCGCCCCCCCGCCGCUGUCACCGCCACCCCAGCCGCCCGUGGCGGAGACCACCGUCCAGGACCUGCUGUCCUCCCUGUCAGACGACCCCUGCCCGUCCCAGGGGGCCUGGGACCCAGCCCCCUUUGCCCAGCCCAGCCCCGCGGGCUCCCCCCAGACCAGCCCGGAGCUGGCGCACAGGGUCAGUCUGCUCAACCGCAAGAACCAGGAGGGCUUCCCCGUCCUGCAGCUCAAGCCCACCCUCCACUUCCAGGCCCCCCCGCUGCACCCGUUCUCCUCGUUGGAAUCCAAAGAGCAGACGCUGCACAGGGUCCCGGAAGCCUAGCGCCCCACCGGGCUGGGGUGACGGGCGGACAGCCCGGGGCCCAGAGGCCACCCAGGGCCACACGAGGGACCCAGGAGCCCACCUGGCCGCUCGGGUGCCGCCUGCCUCCAGGGAGGGGACGCCAGGCCAGGAGGACACAUGCCUCAGACCUCACCGCCCAGCGCUGGCGCCCCCUCUGGCUGAUCUGGACGGUGGUGCUUGGCUGGGGUGUUAAACCGUUUUCACCGGAACCAGCCUGUGGCCCAGCCUCUGCCAUCGCCUUCGCCCCCGGCCCCUCGCCCCUUGGGAGCAGCACUGUGAGCGGGGCCCAGCCCCACCCACACCCUCUGUCCAGGCACCUGGGUGGGGCCGGCUCAGACAACCCCUGAGCCCACGUGGCUCCUCAUCCUCUCAUUUCCGCAUGAGCCUUUCUGAGUAUUUUUAAGACGAACCCUAGUUUCCACCCUCACGGACGGAAGGGAUGAGUUUGGAGGUGGGUGGGCGUGUCCUGGGGAGGGACGCCAUUUUGCACACUCAGCUUUGUAAUAAAAGCAGCCGCAACGA
Myotis daubentonii (Daubenton's bat) is the source of this 2137-nucleotide messenger RNA. It is a transcript of the gene TMEM266, whose product is annotated as transmembrane protein 266. Lineage: Eukaryota; Metazoa; Chordata; Mammalia; Chiroptera; Vespertilionidae. Gene Ontology annotation, molecular function: voltage-gated channel activity. The record is from RefSeq and is a predicted model, not a curated record. Gene Ontology annotation, cellular component: plasma membrane; dendrite.